UCACAAAUUUUACAAAUCAAAUAAAUAAAAAAUAAAGAUAAUAAUAUAAUCGAAAAUAAUUGAUAAUUUUAAUUAUAAAAAAAAUAUUCUGUUUUGCCGCCGAAUUUUUGAAUGUUAUUGCCCAGCCUGCAUUUUUAAAUCUUGUUUAGCGUGUUAGGACUGUAUGAAUAAAGCUUAACUCACAAUCAGCUAACUUCACAGUUGUGAACUAUAAUGAUUUGUUUACGCUUACUUCGAUUUAUUUUGUUAUUUAAAAAAGAGAAAAACACAGUAAAUAGUUAUGAUUUUUGAAAUAAAAUCGAUUGAACAACAAUAAUAGAAAAUCACUGUACUCUACAAAUAAUUUAAAUAGUUGUUUUCAUUACAAUUAUACAAGAUCAAUGAAUAAAUUAAACUGUAAUAGAAGUGAAUGUGUGGAAAAAAAAUGAUUAAAAGCUCAUAUAAAGUCGUGGGAUAAAAUCUUUGAGAAAUAUCUCAAUGGACUUAAUCAACGAGGCAGAAUUAAAUGUGGAGACAUUGCAGCCAUUAUUUGAUAAAAAUGAGGAAAAUACCAAUGAACGACGGUUACCAAUGAGAAAUUCAAUUUUAAAUAUUCAGUAUUGGGUGAAUACUGGAAAACCGCCUUGUCUAUCAAUUUUGAACGAAAAUUAUAAAUCACCAGAAGAAAUAUCACUUUCAGAAAAGGAAAUUUCAGCAGUCGAACCAGCAGCAAUUUCUCCAUUCAAGAAAAAUUCGUCACAAUCGGCAAUAAUUCCAAGUGAGCCAAUUAAUCUUUUUUUCCCCGUUAUUUCUAAUCAUUCCGACAAUAAACACGAUUGUAUUCUAUCUCCAAAUCACACCAAGAAGAACUCGCCAUUAAUAUUUGCAGAAAAUGAAAACGAAUCACCAAAAAUUAGAAAUCAAAACAUAAAAUAUGAAAUGUCGAUUGAUUCACUAUCAACAUUUAUCUACGAUUGUAAUAAAAAUGUUUCAUACGAUUCGGAAGCUAGUACACUUUUACGAGUGGACACAAAGAACUCGAAAAUUAAAGACUUUAUUCCUUUAAAAAAAAUUUCUGAAUUGUCCCCGGAAAAGUCGACUUCUGAGGAAAUGAAAGAUUUAUUCACACUCAAGACCAACGAUAAGGGGUCGAUAAAAAAGAAUCAUCGAAGAAAAUUAUUCACAAAUUCUGAAUCUCCCAAGGAAUGGCCUCAAUAUUCAAGUCCUAAGAAAAUAUUUAAAAAAUCCCAUUCUUUAACUAACAACUCUUUUUCACAUCCUGCCCUCGAUUAUUCGCCUUCUGAAAAAAAGAUGCAAACCUGGAGAAAGAGAUCUUUUUACAAGAAAAAAAUUGCGACAAGUAUUAAAAAAAAUAAGGCAGUUCCAGACGAAAAUUUAAUUUUUAUUCAUGACGAACCGAAAGAAUUUAAGAAAAGUAGAAUGUCAGAGAAUUCUCAAAAAAAUCUGAGGAAUCAUGAGAAGGAAAAUUCACUAAUUCAAAAGUGUUUUUCGAAGAAAGGAAAAAUUACCGCUAGAGAUAAAAAACUGGAAAUUUCAAAUAAAUUUCCCAUAGGGGAAAAAGAAGAGAAACGAGAACUUGAAAUUAGAAAAUUUACUACUAACGAAAGUUCUGUAUUAACUUCAAAGCGAAAUUUACUUACUGAUGUGAAAUUCUCGAAAAAUAAGGAAAACGUCAAGUCAACGGAAUUAGAGGCGGAAAUUGAUUUUGAAAAAUUGGAAAAAACUACGACUAAUUCAUCAGAACAGGAAAUUUUAUCAGAAUCGACAAGUUCUCUAAUUUUUUCCAAGAGAAAAACUAUUUUUGAACCGUCAGACAGUAGUGAAGAAUCGGAAAAGGGAAAAAUUUCAACAAAUCACGUGAAGAUUGUCAAGAAAAACUUUACGAGUAUUUUUGCAUUUGAUUCAGACGAAGAAUUUGAUAUGACUACUAUUUUUCGUACAACUAGACAAACAGAAAUUAAUAACGAGGGGAAGAAAUUUAAUUUUCAUUCUAAUUUAAAAGAAGAAAAUUCUAAAAAUUUUCCUUCUAAUUCCAAAGAAGAAAAUUCAAGACAAAAAUUUAUUUCCAACAGUGAAGAAAGUGAAUUUGAAAAUAUUUUCGAAACAGAUAAUAAAAUAAAAGAAACAAACAAUGAGGAGAGUAAAUUUAAUUUUCGUUCUAAUUCAAAACAAAAAUUUAUUUCCAGCAGUGAAGAUAGUGAAUUUGAAGAUAUUUUCGAAACACAUGAUAAAAUAGAAGAAAAAAUGAACAACGAGGGACAAAAAUUUCGUUUUAAUUCAAAAGAAAAAUUUAUUUCCAGCAGUGAAGAGAGUGAAUUGGAAGAUAUUUUCGAAACAAACAAUAAGGAGAGUAAAUAUAAUUUUCGUUCUAAUUCAAAACAAAAAUUUAUUUCCGACAGUGAGGAAAGUGAAAAUAUAAUUAGAUGUAAAUUCAGAAAGAAUAACAGAAAUUUAUCAAAAAUUUUACAUUCCCUUUCAUCUGACGACGAAGAUGAAGCAAAAGACUUUCGGUUCUCUAGGAACAAUCGUAGUUUAAUAAAGAAUGGGAAAAAUAAUAAAAGUGAUGAAAAUAAAAAUUUAGUGAAGAGAAAAAUAAAUAAUUUGAAUAAUCAACACAAUAGCAAUCGAUUUGAGACGGAUUUUAACGAAACUUCUUCGAAUAGUGAUAUUUUUAAUUUAAGACCGAAAAAAAAUUGCAGCAUGAAUAAAGAAAAAAUUUUAUUAAAUUCAAAUGAGACAAAAAUUGAAGACAACAAAAAUAAUUCAAACUUCAGUGUAAAUACGAAAAAAGUUAAAGAGAAGAAAAUAUUAAAUUCGAAACAGGAAAAUUCCAGUGAAACAAAAAUUAUAAAAAAGAAACAUAGUUGGAAAUUUUUUUCAGAUAGCGAUGAUGAUAGUGAUAUUUUCCAUUUAGAUUUGAAAAAAAAUCGAAUAACUUCUGAAAAAAAUAACGACAACGAAAAGAAGAUUUUAUCGAAUUUGACAGGAGGAUCAUCAGUGAAGACAAAAAUAAAAGAAGAUUUUAAUAAUUCGACAUUUAUUACAUUUUCGGAUAGUUCUGAUGAUAUUUUUAUUUUAAAAUCAAGAAAGAAAGGACAUUAAAUAAAAAAGUAUAAUAAAAAAUAA
Leptopilina heterotoma is the source of this 3126-nucleotide messenger RNA. RefSeq names its product histone-lysine N-methyltransferase, H3 lysine-79 specific-like. The transcript has 3 exons. NCBI's taxonomy places the organism in Eukaryota, Metazoa, Arthropoda, Insecta, Hymenoptera, Figitidae. The record is from RefSeq and is a predicted model, not a curated record. Bases 478 to 3102 code for a protein of 874 amino acids.